AUGUUACUGCUUGUCGUGGCGGGGGUGCACACAAGGCUGGUGCUCCUGUGGCAGAACAACGCCGAGGCCGAUCGCUAUUGCACGGACGAACCCACAGCUGUGCAGGUCAGCGUGGACAGGCGCCGCGCAACUCUGACGGCUAUCUGCAUGGCUAAAGUGAACGGGCUGUUGGAGGUCACAGCUCUGAUAAGUGGUGAUGUCACCCGUUGCAACAUCCCCGGUAACACCUUCCGCCGCGCCAUUGCCCGGCUCAUGUCGAAGGGGGCCACCGCGGGCCUCGUCUCGGGGCGAGCGAGAGAGCAGGCCGCCGCCGCCUUGCCGGCCAACCUGCCCCACCUCCGGUCCGUCGGCGAGCUGUCGCGCGUUUCGGAGAGAGACCCGACCCACACCCGAUGGAGCAAGAGACCCCAUAGCCUUGGUUUGUUUACCAGCGGCGUCAGCAGGGACCUGGGGGCCGGUGCGGUGGCGAAGACCUUAGUCGCGAAAACUAUAUCGGUGACGAUGUUCCGCGGUCCGCGAGCGACGCCGCCGCCGACACGGGUAAAGCUGGGAGGCACCGUCAGCAAGGACAUGGCAGCGGCGGCGGCGGCGGCGGGCACAGCCGAAGGUUAUUUGUUCGAGUAG
Molecule: messenger RNA, 624 nt
Organism: Ectocarpus sp. CCAP 1310/34
Lineage: Eukaryota; Phaeophyceae; Ectocarpales; Ectocarpaceae
Source: the annotation of a GenBank genome assembly